AUGCUGUUCAGCAGUCCACAGCAGAGCAGGCUGGCUAGCCGCUGGAGCAGUGACUUCUGGGUGCCCAAUCCUCGGCGACGCAGCCACAGUCUUAAUACUACUAAGUUCCAUACUAUGAAUGAUGGAGUCACAUUCAGCAUUUCCAAUUCGGAUGAUGACGACUCUUAUGAUAAUCAGGAGGCUUCUUUCACAAAACCAAAAGGUGACAAUUCAGGCUCAAGAGGACAAAAGUUAGGUACGAAGGACCUACGCUCUCGCAGCUCUUCAUAUCUCAACCUACCAUCGUGUUGCGGUGUCUCCACACAGCAGCACUCCUGUAUCCUACAGUGCUCUCUACCAAAUUUGAAAGCACGAGGAAAGAACUUGUGGAAAAUGCAGAACUGCGGAGAUUCAUUUCAUGAGCUUACAGCAAGCCAACAACAAUUGACCCUUCGUCACACACCACCCAUUACACAGUCUCCAGGCAUGAACUCCAGCGUGCCCCUGGCCCCCACGCUUUCCCUCGGUUCCCAUGUGACAGUCCAUGACUCCUCUUUGGAACUGCUCUCAGCUCUCAGCCCUGAAGAACAGCAGCUCUUGGAGGCUGUAACUGAGCAUGGAUACCCACUACGGACAGCCAUCAUUGCCCUACAGAAAACAGGCCAUCUGUGCCCAGAGCAGAUCAUGAGUUACCUAGUGGCAAGUGAGAAUCUGUGUGAACUUGGCUAUGACGAGUGUCAAGUAGAGGAAGCUCUGGAGAUGUUUCAGAACUGUGAGACAAAGGCCAAGGAGUUUCUUCACCUUCUCACGCAGUUUCAUGAGAUGGGCUUUCAGCAGAAUGCUAUCAAAGCUGUCCUGCUGAUGCAUGGGAACCACCGAGAUCGUGCCCUGGAAGAGCUUAUGAUGCAUGUCGCCUGAUCAACCCAGCCAUACAGUAAAUUUUUUAUAUUGAUGUUGGAGUACACUUAAAGCUGAGAACUGUGGCCUUGAGAGAAGUUACUUGAUUGCACUUAUAUGAAAGAAAGUUUUCUAUGCCCAACAUAUCCCAUCUGGAUAUCUGAUUUUGUUUAUUCUGUAAAUCUAUUUAUUGAUUGCAUAUCAUUUAUCAGUUGUAUAAUAAACAUACAUUUUUAAAAUUAGGAACACACACACAUAUAUACACAUCAAUAUCUAUAUAAAAAUGGAAAAAUAUAUGUUUAUUUGUUGUAAUCAGUAUAAAUGAAAUACUUCAUGGUG
This is a messenger RNA of Tachysurus fulvidraco (yellow catfish), 1215 nucleotides long. RefSeq names its product ubiquitin associated protein 1-like b (gene ubap1lb). Gene Ontology annotation, biological process: ubiquitin-dependent protein catabolic process via the multivesicular body sorting pathway. The transcript is spliced from 4 exons. The record is from RefSeq and is a predicted model, not a curated record. The coding region runs from base 1 to 897 and encodes 298 amino acids. Lineage: Eukaryota; Metazoa; Chordata; Actinopteri; Siluriformes; Bagridae. Gene Ontology annotation, molecular function: ubiquitin binding. Gene Ontology annotation, cellular component: ESCRT I complex.